Puntigrus tetrazona (Sumatra barb) is the source of this 669-nucleotide messenger RNA. RefSeq names its product cyclin-dependent kinase 2-interacting protein-like. Bases 166 to 645 code for a protein of 159 amino acids. Lineage: Eukaryota; Metazoa; Chordata; Actinopteri; Cypriniformes; Cyprinidae. The record is from RefSeq and is a predicted model, not a curated record. The transcript has 5 exons.
CAGCAUAAAACAGCAGAAGGAGAGAGAGAGAGAGAGAGAGAGAGAGAGAGAGAGAGAGAGAGUAGAAGGAGCACAUGACGGGAUGAAAAGAUCGCGACAGUUUACUUUAAAUGUUGUUCUUGCACCGUACACGUUCACAUUAAAGCGAGCACUAUUAAAUGCACAAUGUCCGAGCCCACGACCCCAGGAAAGAAGGGCAACUUGACCGGAAGUGCCAGAAAAUUAAAGGACAACGCCGCAGAUUGGCAUAAUCUCAUCCUGAAAUGGGAGCGAUUAAAUGAAGAGGGAUCCACGACCGCGACUAAAAUCGUUAAUCUGGGAUUAAGCAAAAGUAAAUCAGAUACUGAGCCUGAUGUUGUGAUGGAAGGAAGCAGUUUGGCAGCUGGAGACUUUUCAGACAAUCUGAAACGGAGCAACCAAGAGCUGGAGGAAGAAUGUGUGAAGUUACGGGAGGUUGUGGAUAAAAUGGCAAACAUACUGUCAAAGAUGGAGAAGAUGGUCCAUGCCGAGAGUGGAAUCUGUGAACUGGAAGCGUUUCAGCACGGAGAGAAAGGAAGAGCAGCACCACUCUUUCACACAUGGUCCACUCAACAGUUUGACUCAAUUUAUCAGAUUUCCCAUAUUGCUCACGAUUGCACAGAGUGAAAGAACUUAUGGACAGAAACGGGC